Messenger RNA from Colius striatus (speckled mousebird), 3126 nucleotides. It is a transcript of the gene ABCG2, whose product is annotated as ATP binding cassette subfamily G member 2 (JR blood group). The transcript has 16 exons. Lineage: Eukaryota; Metazoa; Chordata; Aves; Coliiformes; Coliidae. The record is from RefSeq and is a predicted model, not a curated record. Gene Ontology annotation, molecular function: ATP hydrolysis activity; ABC-type transporter activity; ATP binding. Bases 250 to 2241 code for a protein of 663 amino acids. Gene Ontology annotation, cellular component: plasma membrane.
GCAGGGAGAGGGUGGAGACUCUCCAGGGUGACGGAGCACAGGGAGCCCAGCUCCUGGCUCCGAGCUCGCCGCGGUUUUGCAGCAGAGGUGAUGACACAGGUGGGACAGCUCUGCCCUGCAAGCUGAGUGAGCUGUUGGGGCUGUGUUCCUACACACCACGCUCUUCCCUGGCUCCUGCUUCCAUUCCAUCGCCUCUGCCACCUCCUCAGCAGCCCUGCAGCACAGACCCAGACCUGCUGCUGAGGAAAAAUGGCAGAAGGCCAGCCACACCUAUGUAUUCAGAUGUCAGACUCGAAUACAAAUGGCAUCCCCAGCAGAAAGCAGUCCUCUCGAGACUCAGCCAGCAGCGGAGGAAGCGUACUAACUUUCCACAACAUCUGCUACCAUGUGAAGAUAAAGACUGGGUUCCUAUGUUGUAAAAAAACAGCCAAAAAAGAAGUUUUGAGAGAUGUCAAUGGUAUCAUGAGACCAGGACUGAAUGCAAUUUUGGGACCCACUGGCAGUGGUAAAUCCUCUCUGCUUGAUAUUUUGGCUGCAAGGAAGGAUCCUCAUGGGCUUUCUGGUGACAUUUUGAUCAAUGGAGCUCCUCAACCUGCCAACUUUAAAUGCACCUCUGGAUAUGUAGUACAGGAUGAUGUAGUGAUGGGAACCUUGACUGUAAGAGAAAAUUUGAAGUUCUCAGCAGCACUCCGUUUGCCAAAGUCAGUGACGGAACAGGAAAAAAAUGAACGUGUGAAUCAGAUCAUCAAGGAGCUGGGUUUGAGCAAAGUGGCAGAUUCCAAGGUUGGCACCCAGUUCACCCGUGGAGUGUCCGGAGGUGAGCGGAAAAGGACCAAUAUUGGAAUGGAGCUCAUCACAGAUCCUGCUAUCUUGUUUUUGGAUGAGCCAACCACGGGACUCGAUGCCAGCACUGCUAAUGCUGUCCUACUGCUACUGAAAAGGAUGGCAAGACAAGGGAAAACAAUAAUCUUCUCCAUUCACCAGCCUCGGUACUCCAUAUUCCGCCUGUUUGACAGCAUGACGCUGCUGGCUGUAGGGAGAGUGCUGUACCAUGGGCCCGCUCAGCGUGCCAUUGAGUACUUCCAGUCCAUUGGCUACCAGUGCGAGCCAUACAACAACCCUGCCGACUUUUUCCUGGACAUCAUUAAUGGAGACUCCACUGCGGUGGCAAUGAGCAAGAUUGAUGAAGAUAACACAGCAGAGAGCACUGAAGAAAUCACUGAAUAUGAUAAAACCUUGUCUGAGAAGUUAGCAGAAAAAUACUCCGACUCUGCCUACUACCAAGAAACAAAAGCAGUAUUAGAGAAGAUGUCUUUGGGAAAUAAAAAGAAAACAAAAGCGGUUUUCCGACAAAUCACGUAUACCAAUUCCUUUCUUCAUCAGCUGAAGUGGGUGUCCAGGCGCACGUUUAAAAAUCUGAUAGGAAACCCUCAAGCAUCCAUAGCUCAGGUGUGUGUUACAGUUCUCCUGGGACUGGUUGUCGGUGCCAUUUUCUUUGGACUUGAAGAGAAUGAAGCUGGACUACAGAAUAGAGUGGGUGCAAUGUUCUUUCUGACCACCAAUCAGUGUUUCAGUAGCAUCUCAGCUAUUGAACUAUUUGUUGUGGAAAAAAAGAUAUUUACACAUGAGUACAUCAGUGGGUACUACAGAACAUCAGUAUACUUCAUCUCAAAGCUAAUGGCUGAUUUAUUACCCAUGAGGACUUUACCAAGCAUCAUCUUCACCUGUAUAAUUUACUUCAUGUUAGGUUUGAAACCAACAACAGGAGCCUUCUUUACAAUGAUGUUUACGCUUAUGAUGGUGUCCUACACAGCCACUUCUAUGGCACUAGCCAUUGCAGCAGGACAGAGUGUAGUUGCUGUAGCAAACCUGCUCAUGACUAUCACAUUUGUUUUUAUGAUUAUUUUCUCUGGUUUGCUGGUCAAUCUCACAAGCGUCAUAUCCUGGCUCUCCUGGCUCAAAUACUUUAGCAUCCCUCGAUAUGGAAUGACAGCUUUAGAAAUCAAUGAACUGUCUGGUCUGAACUUUUGCAGCAGCAGUGACAACACAACUUUAAGUGGCAAGGAUAACUAUCAAAAGGCAGCCCAGAUGCUGUGUACCGGAGAUGCAUAUCUGAGAAGUCAAGGCAUUGAUCCAACUAGCUGGGGCCUGUGGCAGAACCACCUGGCCCUCGCCUGCAUGAUCAUAAUAUUCCUUAUCAUUGCAUACUUGAAACUGCGCCUCAUGAAGAAGUUCACUUAAAACCGGAACAAAAAAUGCAGUUUUCCCUGUUCAGCAAUUUGAUAAACUGACUGUGCAACUGACCUGACUCCUUUUUAAGACGCCUUCUCUUGUACUUUUGGUUAUAAUCACAAAAAUCAAACAAUGCGAAUGGCAUCCUUGUAUAUGAAAUACUUAGUAUUAAUGAACUUAGCUGAAAUGUCUAGCAUGCCUCAGUUCUUUUUGCCAUAAAAAGUAUAAUUAUUCAUCCAUUCAAGGGUCUAUUCAGUAUUUCUGCAUAUUCCAGCUAUGAAUUUGUUAAACAAUGAAACUAAUAUUUAAUGGUUGAUUAAAAGAAAAAAAGGGUUCCAAACUUCAACUAGUAUCUAAAUUCACUGGCAAGUAAUUGAAUCCAAAGUGGUGAUGAUCAGGGCACUAGUGCAGUCUCUUGUUAAUACUGAAGUUGAAACAUCAAAAGAACAAGGUCAUCUUUGCUAGGAACACUGUGGAAAUGAUGGCUGAGCUUGAAACAAUCUAUUAUUGUACUUACAUGUCAAAAGCAGAAACCUAGACAGAAUUAAUGGAACGAAGAGUCAAGAGACUGUGACAAACCACCAAUGUCUGACAAACUAUGAAGAAACUCAGUAGAAGGUGAUUGGGGCAGGGGGAGAUCACAACUCAUGGACCAUCGAGCUAAUUCUUACUCCAGACCCAAAAGAAGAGUGCAGAGGAGGCAAAGUGGGUAUGUGUGCUAACUGACAUGCUAGGCAAAGAAAUUUAGACCAAUUGUUUAGUGGAAUAUUAAUGCAUAUGUAUUAAUGUAUUGAACAUGUAGAAAUUGUGUGUAUAAGUAAUUACAGUUUUGGGACCAGGCUGUGCUGUCUUAGGACAGGCACAUUCACGUUAAUAAAAGAAAAUGCCUCCAUC